Molecule: messenger RNA, 1884 nt
Organism: Ipomoea triloba (trilobed morning glory)
Lineage: Eukaryota; Viridiplantae; Streptophyta; Magnoliopsida; Solanales; Convolvulaceae
Product: cytochrome P450 CYP82D47-like
Exons: 3
Coding region: 82-1644 (520 amino acids)
Biological process (GO): defense response to other organism
Molecular function (GO): iron ion binding; monooxygenase activity; heme binding
Source: RefSeq, a predicted model, not a curated record
AUCAAUCUUCAGACCAAGGAAGCUUAUAAAUAUAUAUCUAAUCACUUGAGCAGUUAUACAACAAAAUAAUCCUUUUCCCUAAUGGAUAUUCUCACGCAUUUCUUAGCUAUUCCAUUGCUGUUCAUAUUUUCUUUACUUUACAUUUUCUGGAGAAAUAAUACUACAACUUCUCAACCCGAUGCCCGGCCCAAAAGAUUGCCUCCAGAGCCCGCAGGGGCCCGGCCUUUCAUCGGUCACCUUCCCAUGCUCAUGAGCAGCCAGGUUCAUCUGGUUCGGACCCUGGGCGGGCUGGCGGAUAAAUACGGCCCGGUCUUCACCAUCCGCAUCGGCAUGCCUCGGGCCUUGGUGGUUAGCCGUUGGGAAGCCGUUAAAGACUGUUUUGGAACCUACGACAAGAUAUUCGCCUCCCGGCCCGCUUCCUGCGCCGGCACGUACCUCGGCUACGACAAUGCAGCGCUGGCGUUCUCCACCUACGAUUCGUACUGGCGAAAAGUGAGAAAAAUGGUGGUGGUUGAGCUUUUGUCCAGUACGAAGUUGGAGAAAUUGAAACAUGUUUGGAUGUCGGAGCUGACCAGCAACGUCAAAGAACUGUAUAAUCAUAUCGUUAGGAACGGCGGAGAUAACGGCGUUAAGGUGGAUAUGAAUGAAUGGAUGCGACAUUUGAACUACAAUAUGAUAUCGAAGAUUGUGGUGGGGAGAAGAUAUAAGUUCACGAUCGAGCAUAAGGAGUUCAUGUCUCUCGCCGGCGAGCUCGUGUCGGCGGACGCGCUGCCGUUUCGGAUAUUCCGGUGGUUGGAUUUCGAGGGUCAUAUAAAGAACAUGAAGCGGGUUACCCGGACCAUGAACGCGUUUCUUCAAGUUUGGAUAGAUGAGCAUGUCAAGAAGAGAAAAGAAUCAACGGGGGAUGUAGAAGAUCGGGACUUCAUCGAUGUCAUGCUUUCUGUCAUCGACGAUGAGUUCACCGCCGGUUACCGUUAUACACGCGACACCAUUAUUAAGGCAACUGCAGUGAGUAUGCUCCAAGAUGGUGCGGAGACAAUGGCGGUAAACAUGAUAUGGCUAAUGUCCUUACUGUUGAAGAACAGAGAAGUAUUGAAGCGAAUCCAAGAAGAACUUGACGCCAAAGUGGGCAGAGAGAGAUGGGUGGAGGAUUACGACAUCGACAAUUUAGUAUACCUCCAAGCAGCAGUCAAAGAAUCCAUGAGAUUAUAUCCGCCAGCGCCGUUCCUAGUACCGCACAAAGCAUCAGAGGACUGCAACGUCGACGGAUACUAUGUUCCGAAGGGCACCCAGUUGUUCGUGAACGUGUGGAAACUGCACCGCGAUCCCCGGAUUUGGCCGGAUCCGGAGAAGUUCUCGCCGGAGAGAUUCUUGAAUACCCCAGAAAACGUGGAUCCCGCGGCUAGGCAGUAUGGAUACAUACCUUUCAGCUACGGCAGGCGAUCUUGUCCGGGAAUAUCGUACGGUCUGAAAGUGACGCAUCUUACGUACGCAAGAUUGCUCCAAGGUUUCGAUUUCAGCCCGCCGGCGAAUAUGGCGGUCGACAUGAGUGAAGCUCUGGGCAUUACCAUGCCCAGAGCAAACCCAUUGGAAGCCGUCAUUACACCUCGCUUGCCCUCCGCGCUGUAUGCGGCGUCGUCAUAGGUUCAACUUAAGGUUUUAAUUCAUCUUUAAUGCUCUUUCAUCAGCAAAUAGUUAAUAACUACUCUAUGUAUCUGUUUGAAGAAUAAAAUUGAGAAGAAAAUGUAAUUGUAAUGAUUUUUUUUUUUAUUUCUUUAUGCACAUGUACUUAAUCUAAAAACAUGAUAGGUCUCAAUCAAUGUUAUAUCAUUGAUUUAUGCCCUUCUUUCUUGAUGCUAAUAAAUGUAUACAUUUUACUUUAAA